AUGUCGACAUUUUCAUCCGUACUGGUCGCCAAUGAAUGCGACAUGACCACCCCUCUCGUCGACAGCCAAGGCUUUCCACGCGCCGAUAUCGACGUCGCUGGCGUGCGGACCGCCCGAGCCAACAUCAUCAUGCUCCGCAACGAUCUGAGCCAUCUGCAAAUCCAAAUCGAACAGCUCGUGCUCCGAGAGCUGCCUCGGCUUCACGAUUCGGAAUCCACGAGCGCCGGCGCCAUCGAUAUCGUUCCUGCCACGCCCAGUCGCUCGCACGCUUUCGCCCGAAUCGACCGAGUCUUUCCCGGGGGGCCAGCGCAUGCGGCCGUAAGUGAGACGAGACGGCCUAGAGGUUGAUGUACCCAAGUAGCGGUCGGUCCCUGACUCGAAGUUCGCUUGACCCGUCACCAUACAGGGAAUCAAGACAGAUGACCUUCUGCUCCGCAUUGGCGACAUCGAUGCGUCCAAUCACAACAGCCUUCAGGACGUUGCCAUGCUGGUCUCGGCCUCAGAAGACGUCGUCUUGGACGUUCGGAUCAGGAGAGCCAAUCGCGACAUUUCGCUUAGCCUGGUACCACAGAAGGGUUGGGGUGGUAGAGGACUGCUCGGGUACGUUGUGCGCAGCACGCAACCUGAGGCUAUGCUAGUCCGAUGCGAUCUGACUCAUACGAGGUAG
This is a messenger RNA of Microbotryum saponariae, 667 nucleotides long. NCBI's taxonomy places the organism in Eukaryota, Fungi, Basidiomycota, Microbotryomycetes, Microbotryales, Microbotryaceae. The record is from the annotation of a GenBank genome assembly.